Molecule: messenger RNA, 781 nt
Organism: Pyrus x bretschneideri (Chinese white pear)
Lineage: Eukaryota; Viridiplantae; Streptophyta; Magnoliopsida; Rosales; Rosaceae
Exons: 4
Coding region: 98-514 (138 amino acids)
Source: RefSeq, a predicted model, not a curated record
GUAUCAGCCCAUCUCCUCUCUCUCUCUCUCUCUCUCUGUGAAAAGUCGCACCCCCGCCAGUGCCCGUGCCUGAGUGGCAUCCUUUCUCGUCGUGGCAAUGGAAGCCUCAGUUUCUUCCUCGAUACUCAUGAAAAAUCCAAGCAUUUCCAACAGCAAUCUAUUGUUUGAAAGCAGAAACAUUGCAAAGUGUGCAAGCUUUACCAGAAAACCACAGAACCUUGCUAUACAAAAACCAAGCACAAAAGCUUGGAGGAUUGCAGCAAUCGACGAUGUUUCAGCUGUAGCUGAUCCGACCCCGGUCGUCAUCACCUGGCAAAUUGUUGUCGGAGCUAUAGCUGGAGUUGCACCUUUUGUGGUCGCUGGAAUUGAAUUCAGCAAAAGAAUAAUCGCACAGAAAAGAUGCGAGGUAUGCAGAGGGUCAGGACUUGUUUUGACCAAAGACAACUAUGUGAAAUGUCCUGAAUGUGGUGGAUUUCUCCCUUGGCAAUCAUGGAAAAGAUUCUUUUCUGGCUAAGAUCCAAUAAUUUUUAGCAUUAACACAUUUUCUAUAAGUUCGAUGGAGGACGUUUGAUCCAAUUUUAUGAUGCAACUAUUGAAGCAUAAGUUGCUUUGUACAUGUUGGUGUGUGAUUUCGUGGGAUAAGACAGCAAUGUGAAAGCUUGUAGAAUUUGCAGGGGAAAGAUCACAAUCUGCCAGGCAGAAUGGGAUCUGUGAACAAUGUUUUGUGCCUGUAUGCUUGCAGUGCAUUGAGCAACUGUUAUAUAAACAGGUCAAUUCCUAA